AUGGACCGCGACGAUCCGCUAGUUCAGGCCCUGCCCCCAGCGACCGACUAUCUCACAUACCUCACACUCCUUGAAUAUCAGUUGACCCCCGAACGCCUGCCCCUCUUGCACCGCCUGCUGCAAGAUGAGAAGCUUACCACCAACAUUGGCUGGGACCUGGUCAAACUGCUCCUGCCCAUGCUUCCUGCCUCUACGGAGUGCUUGCAGGAUGUAGCUCGCCUAGGAAACCCGCGAGAAGUCAUUUUACGCGUCUGCGAGGCUCUGGAAAAUUUGCAGCCGGAGGAGGACGAUGACGAUGACGAUGAUGACGACGAAGACAAUGAGACGGCAAAGCCGCUGCCAACACAUAUUUUGCAGUUCAACUGCCUCUUGGCUAUGCUAUCAACCUUGCACACCCGUCUUCAGGCAAAACGCCCUAGUCGAUUCAUCGCAACCUCCCUCAAAGCCACACUCGAAGCAUACGAGACGAUGACAUGCGAUGAGACCACCCUUGCCCUACUCGAGUUCUUCCGUGAUCUGUCCCCGAGCAAGCGCCCAGCACCGCCGCCCCGUGCACCCAGCGAGUCGAGCGUCCUGCGGGUCUCAGAGGCAUCCGCACCCGACCCGGAGGCUGAGGUGCUGUCACCGUCGCCGGCAAAGGACAACGAAACACAGCUGGUUCGGAAAUUCAUUCAAUUCGGCCUGCUAGAAAUGCUCAAGUUGUAUCUAUUGAGCUUUUCGGGUCCAAUGGACCCAGGUAUGGCAUGGACGGUCCGGAUGCAGGAAAAAUUGCAUCCUAAUUUGCGGCUGCCGGCACAAUCGCAGACGGACGCAUAUGGGAGCAUCAAGGAGUUGAGGGAGCGGGAUAUGAUUAUGGGGAAGAUUGUGGCUCUUUCACGAGACGUCGGCAUUGACAGCAACGAUCUUCUCUCUAUAAUUGCCCGGUCACCCGUCAACCCGGCUCCUCAACUGGACUUUGAUGAACCUCCAGAGACAGUAGAUCAGAUCCCCCUCGAGCGACACGGAUCUCUACUGCUUUUCGCCGCUCGAGCUGCGGGAGCCAUCCUCUUCGCAUCCUCGACGCACCCAACGCCUUCCUUGCCGGUCUUCCCAGACCUCGCCCAGAUUUUCUCCCACUUCCUCGGGAGUCAGGAUAACUUAGAAGAAGUAGCCUUCGGGCAGCCGCACGUCCUUUUGGAUUCGCUGCUAGCAUUGACUGUCCACGCAACACAAUCAUCCAUUGCCGUGCCCUCAAGCGACGCCGAGUUUAAAGAUUUUGUUAUUACCUUGACCGCAUGCACAGCGUCGCAGAGUUAUGGUAUAGUUCGACAGCUUCCAGCCAGCAUUGUGCAUAGCCAUCCAUCUCCCACCACCCGGUUCGAAGUCAUUCGUCAGAUCCUGGAGAAUGGUCGUCUUCUGUCCGUUCGCGAUAGUGCCAUUUCCUGGCUCAAGGAUGAGAUCAUCGGCACCAAACCCUCCGAGUCAACGGAAGAUACUUUCCACGACCCGCUAUGGUUCUGGUCCAUCUUUCCGCUUCUUCUGCGCCCGGUUGACGUCGAUGCUUCUUCGAAGAAUCUGGUGGCGAGCUGGACUCGUCUCACGCAAACCGAAGGCCCAUCCCUACACUCCGCGCUGAACCUGUACUUCCUCCUACUCUCAUCCAGUGAUCUCCGCGAUCGUUUGCAACUCGAGAAGACGGUCAAGUACUUCCGCAGCAGGGUGCUCGUCCCACUUCGACAGCUUUUCCGUGCUUUCGAAGGUGAUCUCGCGGCCAAGGGUGGCGACGGCUUGAUUGAAGCGGCCGUCGGGGAGGAAAUGUGCCAGGUCGGCAUUGCCCGGUCUGUGGGGCUGAUUGGGCUUACUCUCGAUCAGAUUGAGGAAGUGAUCAACGAGCACUUUGGAACUGACGACGCAGAUCUCAAGGAGUACUCCAUUGAUGAGAAGGUUUUGGUUGCGGAGAUUAGCAAGAAAACGGAAGCCUUUGGGUCGAAUUAG
Molecule: messenger RNA, 1974 nt
Organism: Penicillium daleae
Lineage: Eukaryota; Fungi; Ascomycota; Eurotiomycetes; Eurotiales; Aspergillaceae
Exons: 2
Coding region: 1-1974 (657 amino acids)
Biological process (GO): cellular response to oxidative stress
Cellular component (GO): cytoplasm
Source: RefSeq, a predicted model, not a curated record